Molecule: messenger RNA, 3352 nt
Organism: Lemur catta (Ring-tailed lemur)
Lineage: Eukaryota; Metazoa; Chordata; Mammalia; Primates; Lemuridae
Gene: IFT52
Product: intraflagellar transport 52
Exons: 14
Coding region: 141-1454 (437 amino acids)
Biological process (GO): cilium assembly; intraciliary transport
Cellular component (GO): cilium; centriole; intraciliary transport particle B
Source: RefSeq, a predicted model, not a curated record
UCCGGAGGUGGCGCCUCGUCCCGGGCCACGCCUCCCCGGGCGCCGGCCCUCCGCGGUUGCCGGGCGGCCUUGGAUACCUGGCGGCCUUGGCUGCCGGACCGCGUCAGGUGAAGGCGGCGGCCACUGGGGCUCAGGUAACCAUGGAGAAAGAGCUUCGGAGCACCAUUCUAUUUAAUGCGUACAAAAAGGAGCUAUUUACCACUAACAAUGGCUAUAAAUCUGUGCAGAAAAAACUUCGAAGUAAUUGGAAGAUUCAGAGCUUAAAAGAUGAAAUCACAUCUGAGAAGCUAAUUGGGGUGAAACUGUGGAUUACAGCUGGGCCAAGGGAAAAAUUUACUGCAGCUGAGUUUGAGGUCCUGAAGAAGUACCUUGACAGUGGUGGCAGUAUCCUUGUGAUGCUAGGAGAAGGUGGAGAAUCCAGAUUCGAUACCAAUAUCAACUUUUUACUAGAAGAAUAUGGAAUCAUGGUUAAUAAUGAUGCUGUUGUUAGAAAUGUGUAUUACAAGUAUUUCCAUCCUAAAGAAGCUCUAGUUUCUGAUGGAGUCCUGAACAGGGAAAUUAGCCGAGCUGCAGGAAAGGCGGUGCCUGGAAUCAUUGACGAGGAAAGCAGUGGCAACAAUGCCCAGGCUCUCACCUUUGUCUAUCCUUUUGGUGCCACAUUGAGUGUCAUGAAACCAGCAGUGGCUGUUCUGUCUACAGGCUCUGUCUGCUUCCCACUUAACAGACCCAUUCUAGCUUUCUAUCACUCAAAGAACCAAGGUGGGAAGCUGGCAGUGCUUGGCUCAUGUCACAUGUUCAGUGACCAAUAUUUGGACAAAGAAGAAAACAGCAAAAUCAUGGAUGUUGUUUUCCAGUGGUUCACGACAGAAGAUAUCCACCUAAACCAGAUUGAUGCUGAGGACCCUGAGAUUUCUGACUACAUGAUGCUGCCUGACACAGCCAGCCUGUCUGACCGCCUUCGAGUGUGUCUCCAGGAGGGCGAUGAGAACCCACGGGACUUUACCACCCUCUUCGACCUGUCCAUUUACCAGCUGGAUACCACCUGCCUCCCCAAGGUCAUCAAGGCUCACGAGCAGCUAAACGUGAAACAUGAACCCCUCCAGCUCAUACAACCUCAGUUUGAGACACCGCUGCCAGCCCUUCAGCCUGCGGUUUUCCCUCCUAGUUUCAGGGAAUUACCACCUCCUCCUCUGGAGCUGUUUGACUUAGAUGAGACAUUCUCCUCUGAGAAGGCACGGCUUGCUCAGAUUACCAAUAAGUGUACUGAAGAAGAUCUGGAAUUCUAUGUGAGGAAGUGUGGUGACAUUCUUGGAGUAACCAGUAAACUACCAAAGGACCAACAAGAUGCCAAACAUAUCCUUGAGCACAUCUUCUUCCAAGUGGUGGAGUUCAAGAAAUUGAACCAGGAACAUGACAUUGAUAUGAGCGAAAUGGCAUUCCAGAACAAUUUCUGAAGACUGUGCCUCUUGAAGCAUUUUCUGCCUCCUGACUCUUCUCUUUAUAAUCUAUUUUUGAAUUCUUCCUCAACUGCUUAUCUUUCCUCUAUGAGCUGUGGAAGGUCUGUGCAUUUUCUGUAGUACCUAGAUAGGUAUAAGAUACCUAAUUUACAAACUAUCCUUAUGUAAGAUAUGCUCCAUUUUUUAAUUAAAUCUAUGUUGAAUUUGUACUUUUAUAAUUUAUGAAACAGUCUUUCACUGAAGUCUUUUUUUUUUUACACCUCUAGUUCUGGAUUUGAGUCUCUUUUUAUCAAAGGCAUAAAUAACUCUCUAGCUUGUUGUAAAUACUGUACAGCUUUCUGGACUAGUUCAGAAGGAUACAAAACAAACUUAACCCGCAGUCUGUUUGCCCCACUGCACCUAAGGAAAAAGAUAAAAUAGUAGGUAGAUACCUUCCUUACAUAGACCAUUCACCCCUUCAUCUCCCAGCUGCCCACAGGACAUAACCAUUUAGAAGCCGUAAUCUCCACUCACACUUUCCUCUGCUCUUCUGACCUCCUGAAGCCCUCAAUUCUGCCAUCAUUUUGGGUUACAAUGCAGGGCAAAAUGUGAUCAUCUGUCCCAAAGAGGCUAGACAGUGUUGUCAUGGGACAGUGGGAGAGACUGCACCUGCCUGAAUGGGGCAGUUGAUGGAAAUGCACAACAGUGUACUGGAAUACACCGGAAACCAGCUUUGGGGAACCCUGAACGCCAAACAGAAGGUUGCAGAGCCACUGAAGGUGUGCAAAGGAUGUGGCACAGUGGGAGUAGUUUAGCUGGACGGUUCUAUAAAGAUGGGAAGGAAGGCCAUUUAGGGGAAAGUAUGAUAUAAACCCAAGAGGAAGUAACAAGGAUGUGGACUAAAGUGCUGUUGUAAAGAUGGAAGGGGGAGCCACUUUGCUCAGAGGGCAAAGUCUGGGGGCUCUAAUCUCAUCUGUCUCAGCUGGGAGACAAGCAGCUGCAGAAAAGCACCGGGGAGUGCUGUGGCAGUGUGUUCAGAAUACAUUCCCACAAAGUAUUCAACAAUUGUCUCCCAACCCAUAGCUCUUCUCUUACACUGUGGGUUUGAUGUUCCUCCCAUGGAGAGAGGUGGGGUCUCUGUUCCCACCCUCUGAAUCGGGCCCAUGUGACUUCUGAGGCUAGGUCAUAACAGGCCAUACAGCUUCUGCCUGGUUCUCUAGGGACAUUCAUUUAGAGCACAAGCCUCCAUGUAAGAAAUCCGAGGCCACAUGGAUAAGCCACAUAUAGGUGUUCUGGCCAAUAGCCAGAGGUCCCAACCUAUACCAGCAUCACCUGACAAACAUGAUACCUUCCAAAUGAUUCCUGGCUCCAGCCCUAAGGGCACCCUGGCCUUUAAGUCAUCCCAACUGAGGCCCAGACACCAAGGAGCAGAGACAAGCCAUCCCUGCUGUGUCCUUUCUGAGUUCUUGACUCAAAGAAUCCAAAAUAUAAUAAAAUGGCAAUUUUAAGCCACUGAUUUGGAGUAAUUUGUUAUGUAAUUUGCAAUAGAUAACUAGAAUAAAAAUACCUACGAUCUUGGAAUUUUUUGGCUCUAACUGAAUCUAAUCUAACUUUACUUUCCAAAGGGAUAGCUGAGGCCUAGGGAGGCCUAGGUGGGGAAGAGACUGACAGCCUGCCUACUAAUCCACUUCUUCACCACAGUUUCCCAACCCAAGAAGGUGCUGUGGAGGAGGCAAAACUUGUGCUGCUGCAGGGGUCAGCAGGCUUUUGCCCUUCAUCCAUGAAUGGUUAGUGGCAAGAAUGUAUUUUUUUACCCCAACUUCUAUGAAAAUUUCAUAACAUAGAAAAGCAGAAAGAAUAAUAAAAUAACAUCAAUGUGCCUACCAUAUUAUCAAAAAUAAACAUUGCCAUGUAUG